CAUCUCCUAUCGCGAUUAGAAAAAGAAAAAACAGUUAUCGAGCUUGAUCCCUGAUUUCUAUCGUAUGUUUCCGUCUCCUGUUGUCGUAAAAUUUAGUAUUGCAGUUGUGAUCUUUGUUGUUGUCACAAAUCCAACCGAAACACAUGAAGAAAGUUUGGAUGCAGGAGAGAAAGAAUGGUGGCAAACCGCCGUAAUCUAUCAAAUUUAUCCACGAACAUUCCAAGAUAGUGAUGGUGAUGGAAAUGGCGAUUUAAAUGGAAUCAGAAAUCGACUUCCACAUCUAAAAGAUAUUGGAGUUACUGCAGCAUGGCUAUCUCCAAUUUAUAAAUCACCUCAAUUCGAUGGAGGCUAUGAUCUCACUGAUUAUACGGACAUUGAUCCAAUGUUCGGUACUUUAAAGGAUUUCGAUAACUUAGUAUCUGAAGCAAAAAAGCUUGAUAUAAAAAUUCUCCUUGAUUUUGUGCCAAAUCAUUCCAGUGAUCAACAUGAAUGGUUUCAGAAGUCUGUUAAACGGAUUGAACCAUACACCAGUUAUUAUGUAUGGGCUGAUGCAAAAAUUGUAAAUGAUACACGACAACCACCAAAUAACUGGAUAAGUUGGUUUCGUAAAAGUGCAUGGGAAUGGAAUAAAGAACGUGGACAAUAUUAUUUACAUCAAUUUGCAGUCCAAGAGCCCGAAUUAAACUUUCGAAAUCCACAUGUAGUGGACGAAAUGACAAAUGUUUUACGGUUUUGGAUGGAUCGUGAUGUAUCUGGAUUCCGUGUUGAUACAUUUCCCAGCUUGUUUGAAGUCGAAUCUUUACCAGAUGAACCAUUAAAUUUAAUUCCCAUGGACAAUGGACAGUUAAUAAAAGAUUGUUUACCAGACGAUCAUUGUUAUCACGAUCAUAUUCAUACGAACGAUCAUCCUUUGACAUAUGAUAUGUUAGAAUAUUGGCGUCAUGUUUUAAAAGAAUAUUCUGAAGCCACAGAUAAAGUUCCAAGAGUGCUUAUGAUUGAAACUUCGAGUAGAAUUGAUUUAAGUAUGAGAUACUUUGGAAAUGAUACCAAAGAUGGUGCUCCUUGUUUCCCUUUUAAUAUCUUUAUCAUUUUUAAUUUAACAAAAGAAUCAGAUGCAACAGAUUUUAAAUUUUUAAUUGAUAACUAUUUUACAUAUUUACCAAAACAUGGUACACCAAAUUGGGUGUUAGGAAGUCAUGACCGACAUCGUGUACCUAAUCGGCAUGGUGUUGGACGCAUUGAUGCAUUACACAUGCUAAUAAUGACAUUGCCUGGAAUAGCUGUUACAUACAAUGGAGAAGAAAUUGGUCAAGAAAAUGGUUACGUAUCUUGGGAAGAUACAAAAGAUCCAUGGGGCUUAAAUGCAGGAAAAGAUCGAUACUUUUUACCACAAUUCACACGUGAUCCAGAACGAACACCAAUGCAAUGGGAUACAACAAAAAAUGCUGGAUUUAGUAAAGCAAACAAAACUUGGUUACCAGUUAGCGAAAAGUAUAAAGAAACAAAUGUCAAAGCUCAAGCUUCAACUAAUGUUGAUUCGCAUUACAAUGUCUAUAAAGCGUUAACACAGUUACGCAAAAAAUCAACUUUACAAAAUGGUGAAUUAACGAUCCAAACAUUUGGGAAAAAUGUUUUGAUCAUAAUCAGAGAAUUGAAAAAAGCUCCUAGUUAUAUAUCAAUAUUAAAUUUGAAUGAUAAAAUCGAAGAUACUCGGAAAAUUUUAAAGUAG
Molecule: messenger RNA, 1729 nt
Organism: Chrysoperla carnea
Lineage: Eukaryota; Metazoa; Arthropoda; Insecta; Neuroptera; Chrysopidae
Product: maltase 2-like
Exons: 6
Coding region: 65-1729 (554 amino acids)
Biological process (GO): carbohydrate metabolic process
Source: RefSeq, a predicted model, not a curated record